AUGACCACUAACACCAUGUGCAGGGCAGAACUGGACCCUGAAUACCAUACAGAACUGGCUGACAUGGUGGCAGCUAUCAAUGUGGCAGCCAAUAGAAUAACCCCUCCAAACGGACACAGGGUAGGGAGACUGAGAAGCGAUGGAUCAGAGUCGGGCAAGAACCAACGUCAUCGACUCACCCUCUCUGACCGGAAGCUCUCACUCCAGGAACGUGGAAGUCACCAGGGGGCUACAACCCCACGGAUAGCAAGAAGACCCACCAUUGAGUCCAAACGUGUUUCCAUCUCAGAUGGUGAGGACUGUGUUCAGCUUAACCAGUACAAACUGAAAAAUGAGAUUGGAAAGGGCUCAUAUGGAGUGGUAAAAUUGGCCUAUAAUGAAGACGAUGACCAGUAUUAUGCAAUGAAGGUGGUGUCCAAAAAAAGGUUACUGAAACAAUACGGUUUCACACGGCGACCCCCUCCUCGAGGGUCUACUCCAUCUCAGGAUGACCAGAAAAAGCCCUUUGGGCCUCUGGACAGAGUUUAUCAGGAGAUUGCCAUUCUGAAGAAGCUGGACCACUUAAAUGUUGUCAAACUGGUGGAAGUGCUUGACGAUCCAGCUGAGGAUAAUCUCCAUAUGGUCUUUGAGCUAGUCCCAAAAGGCCCAGUGAUGGAAGUCCCAACUGACAAUCCUUUUACUGAAGAGCAGGCUCGUUUUUACUUCAGAGACAUCAUCCUGGGUAUCGAAUACUUGCACUAUCAGAAGAUCAUCCACCGAGACAUUAAACCCUCUAAUUUGUUGCUUGGAGAUGAUGGGCAUAUCAAGAUUGCAGACUUUGGUGUCAGUAAUGAGUUUGUGGGGAAUGAUGCACUGCUGUCCAGCAGUGCUGGGACCCCUGCCUUUAUGGCACCGGAGAUGCUUACCGAACAGGAGCAGAGCUUCAGUGGCAAGGCCACAGAUGUGUGGGCCAUGGGGAUUACCUUGCACUGUUUGGUCUUUGGGAAGUGCCCUUUCAUGGAUGACUACAUAUUAGCUCUGCACGAUAAGAUCAGGACCUGGCCUUUGGAAUUCCCAGAGAUGCCUGCUGUCAGCGAGGGGUUAAGAGACCUUAUUGAUAAAAUGUUGGAUAAAGAUCCUGAAACACGAAUCACGAUUCCUGAAAUCAAGUUGCAUCUGUGGGUAACAGUGGAUGGCGCAGAGCCAUUACCCCUGGAGGAGGAACACUGCAGUGUAGUGGAGGUCACAGAAGAAGAGGUGCAGAAUUCAGUCAAACUCAUCCCCAGCCUGUCUGCUGUGAUACUGGUGAAGUCAAUGCUACGCAAGCGUUCUUUCAGUAAUCCCUUUGACUUCCUUGGCCAUCGACCAGGAAGAUCCAUGUCUGCCCCGGGCAAUCUGCUCUCGGAUACAUUGCUCCUUGGCUCCUCUGCAAAGCUUCAUCCAUCUCUAAGAGCAUGUAGUAAAGAGGGAAGCAGGGAAGGAGAGCUGGAAGACCUGCAUGAAGACGAGGCGUUUACCUGA
Chanos chanos (milkfish) is the source of this 1500-nucleotide messenger RNA. It is a transcript of the gene camkk1b, whose product is annotated as calcium/calmodulin-dependent protein kinase kinase 1, alpha b. The record is from RefSeq and is a predicted model, not a curated record. Gene Ontology annotation, molecular function: ATP binding; protein serine/threonine kinase activity. Gene Ontology annotation, biological process: protein phosphorylation; CAMKK-AMPK signaling cascade. Lineage: Eukaryota; Metazoa; Chordata; Actinopteri; Gonorynchiformes; Chanidae. Bases 1 to 1500 code for a protein of 499 amino acids. The transcript has 15 exons.